Messenger RNA from Guillardia theta CCMP2712, 11595 nucleotides. RefSeq lists its product as hypothetical. Lineage: Eukaryota; Cryptophyceae; Pyrenomonadales; Geminigeraceae. The transcript is spliced from 13 exons. Bases 1 to 11595 code for a protein of 3864 amino acids. The record is from RefSeq and is a predicted model, not a curated record.
AUGGUUCUACCGAGUUUCCCUUUGCUCCAGUCCUACUUUUACAAGUCUUCAUAUGGCGUCAGGCCUUCUUCGACUCUUGUUGCUCUCAGCCUGCUUCUACUCGCUCUCCCUCCCUCUCUCCCUCAACAAGUCUCCGUCACGGCCUUGAACUACGUGGUCACACCUGGCCGGCUUGUCGCUCGUCAGCCCUUCCGCGAUCAGCCGAUCCUCGAGCUCCUCAACUCGUCUAUGGUAAGGGAAGUGCGAGACAGCAGCAGCCAGGUCCAGGUGAUGAUCAACUCGGGAGAGCUCUACGGCAAGUCCAUCGUACAGGCGACGGGCGGGCUCGCUGUCUUCACUGACCUUAUGCUGCCCACUGCGGGCUCGACGUUCAAGCUCACGUUCCAGAUCUCUGGCUCAGCCAUCAUCUUAACUUUUCCGAAAGAACCUAACUCUAACUUCGCCGUGUCGGCUCCUGUGGGAAGAUUCAGGUACUCAGCAAACAUCCCCAACAGCUGGGGAGCAGUACAGGCUGGGGUGCCGAUGAACCCCUCCCCUGCCGUGGACCUGAUUAACGACAACGAAGUGAUUGUCCAAGACGCCUACAUUGCCGUCUACCUCCAGCUGACGGCCAGCUCCUCCCCGAGCCCGUUCCCUCCUCUCCAGCCGACCCUCCCCCUCACCGAGAGCUCGUGCUGCAGGCAGGCUAACUGCGAGGCCUUGAAGAGCUACACGAACGUUUGCUGCGACUGCUCGUCGGCCGCCUGCCUCUUCUGUCGGGUCCCAAACGCAGGAGUUGUCUCUUUCACGGACUUGGUGAUCAACAAGGCUGGCACAUACUCCCUCGCCUUCAGCUCCACCCUCUACUUCCUCGGCCAGUCCUCUGUCAUCAGGCUCGCCCCGACGGGGAGCCUUCAGAUCGUCCCGGGAGUCAUCGAUCGCAUCGUCCUCCUGAACCAGCCGACGGUAGCGAAGAUCGGGAACACGACGGGAUUUGAGAGCGCUCUGUUUCCCCAGCAGCCUUCGGGCUCCUUCAGUGACAAUCAGCUCAACCCGAUAUUCGUCACUGGAUCCUACGCCUCCUCGGUCUUCGUCGCCAUUCCCUGCCUCGACUACACCGACGCGCUGGCCGACCCUCCUCCCGUCCCCAUCUGCAACUGCUCGGACUCCUCUUGCCUCGGAGCCCCCGUCUACAUCGCUGAGGGGAUCGCGCUGGGGCAGGUGGGGCUGACAGGCAACGUGGCGGCCAAGUAUUCGACGACGACAGGGGCAGCGACCUUCACGGAUCUCGGUACUUACAUCUCGCGCUCCGACUUUCGUCUUGCAUUCCGUAUCAGUGUCGACAGCUUCUUCGAGCAGAUCUCUGUCUUGACCAACCCCAUCUACAUCUCCCCAGGCAAGCUGGUCUCUCUCUCCUUCCUCUACCAGCCCUCUGCCUCUCGCUCCCCCUCCUGCUCCAGAUGUCCGGUCGGGACUUUCGUGGUGAACACGCCGGUCAACGUGUCGGUGAAGCUGAGGGACUUCUACGGCAACAUCAUCUCGUCCUGCAGCGACUCCUCUGUCUUCUGCAGCGGCGUGCCUUCCAGCCAGGUGGCGCUGACGGAGCUCGUGACGAGCAUGGGGAACGUGUCACUGGGCAAGGCGUUCAUCCGACAGGCUUCACGAGGCGUUGCCUCCUUCACGGACAUUGUCUUCACCCGGGCCGCUCCCUCCAACAGGUUCAUCGUCGUUGCUCCUUCCACCGACUUCGUGAGCGGCAAGACCAUCGAAGUCUCUACCCUCUCCAACUCUUUCUUGCUCGUCAGCGGCCCCCCCUCAAGGAUGUCCGUCGCUCCAGUCUUCGCAGCUGAGAACGAGAUCUUCCCCUCCCCUCUCACUGUCGUCCUCCUCGACCAGUGGGGCAACGUCGCGUCCAGCGACUGCCAUGAGGGCUGCGCGACUGAGUCAGGAACGUGCGAGGCCGAGAGUCUCCGCUGCUCUCCUACCGUCCUCGUCUCUCUCCUCCCAAGCUCUCCGCAGGCACUGCUGCUCGGGUCCAGCAACGUCACGUCGGAGAAGGGAGUCGCUCGCUUCCCGGAUCUGCGCGUGGCCGUGCAGAACCCCAGCUGCGGCAUGUGGACCGCGAGCUCGUCGACCUUCACAGUGGAGGUGAGGGUGAUGCUGGCGGACGGGAGCAGGACGUUCACGAGCACGGGCUCCGUCGUUGUCGCUCACGGGGCCAGCAGUCUGCUCCUCCCGACAUCCGGGCAGCCGCAGACGAGCGUCGCCACUGAGACUUUCAGGAAUCCGGUGAUAGUGCAGGUCAUGGACUGCUUCCUAAGAAACGUCGAGAACGCUUCCUCAUACGUGUCUGUGAGGAUUCAGGACAACCCGUCCGGCGCCUUCCUCUCGGGAACCUCGCGCGUAAAGGCGGCAGGAGGAAGCGCUAUCUUCACGGACCUCAGCCUGGACAAGGACGGCUCGGGCUACUCUCUCCUCUUCUCCUACGAGGGCUUCACCUCCGUCACCCCCGUCACCUCCUCCUCCUUCGACGUGAUCAAGCAGGUCUCCCUCCUCCAGCUCGCAGAGUUUCCGACGGGCAACCAGACGAGCGGCUCCCUGCUCAAGGCGCAGCCGCGGGUGAUCCUGCGCGACUCGUCGCAACAGCAGGUGUCCCUGUCUCAGGCCGAGGUCAGCGUAGUCCUCCUCCAAAACCCCGCGCUGCUGCAGCCGCAGGACCCGAACAACUCUCCUCUCCUCGGGACCACCACAGUCAAGGCCAGCGCAGGGCAGGCGAUCUUCACGGACCUGAUGCUGCUCAAGGCGUCAGUGGGGCAGGGGUUGCAGCAGGAGGGCUACGUCCUCCGCUUCCUCUUCCGCAACUCCAUCGUGACUGACGGCAGCCCCUUCAAGGUCCUGCCGGGCAGCUGGUCGCAGCUCUUCAUCCUCCCCUCCUCUCAGCCCGUCACCUCCGUCGCUGGGCUGCCGCUCGCCGUGCAGCCUCGCGUGCUGCUGACCGACCUGAACAAGAACCUCGUGCUGCCCAGCCAGCUCCCAGCAGGAAUCAAGGUCAACGUGUCCCUCCUCGUGGACGGGCAGACGCAGACGAGGGUGGGGAUACAAGCGGACGGCUGCCAGGAGCGAUGUGUCGGAGAGUUUCCCACCUCCUGCUCCACCUGCCCCGACCACUCCCUGCUCGCCUCCGCCAGCUAUGCGGCGUUCACCAACCUCCGCAUCGAUCAGAGCAGUUCCCGGUACUCCCUCUUCUUCUCCGCCGUCUCCUCCUCCGGCCUGCCCCUCGGCUUCAACACCACCAGCCGAGUCUUCACGGUGGUCAACAGCGAGCCAUCCUUCGUCCUGGUCGCCCGCCAGCCCUCCAAGCUCAACUUCGCCGACAAGCCUCUCCUCCAGCAGCCGCAGGUCAGCGUCCGCGAUCGGUUCGGGAACGAGGCGUCAGAAUUGAGGGAAGGAGAACUGCACGUGCGGGUGGAACUGAAGGAGGGGAAGGUGGGGAAGCUGCGGUGCUACCCGCUGCUCUCCUACUUCGACGGGACGUUCAACGUGCGCGUGCUCAACGGGACCUCCUCCUUCACCGACCUCGCGGUCCGUCGAGCCAUGACGUCCUUCCAGUUCAGCUUCUCCCUCUCCUCAAACCCCAACAUCUCCACCACCUCCGACCUCUUCGACGUCGACCCGGGGCAGACCAUCGGUCUCUGCAACAUCUCCCUCCCUGACCGCUGCUCCUCCUUCUCCCCCUGCCUCGACCCCGGCAAGAUCUCCUGCGUCGACGCCUACGGCAACGUCCAGCCCUCCUGCUCCACCUGCUUCGGGUCGGACUGCGGCCUCGGGCCCCUUGUCCCCUACCCUGUCGGCGUCUCCUCCAACUGCGUAGGGAAGGUUUGCAUGAUCCUGGUGGCGGGCCCAGCAGGCGCGAGGGUCUCGCUCGCCUCCUCCCCCUCCGUCCACUGCAACGACGACAACCUGACCCUCAUCAGCGGCAGCUUCCCCUGCUCCAGCUCGCUCGUAGCUGGGGUGUCGACCUUCAGCGGUGUGACCUUCACCUCGGCCUCCCUGCGGUACCAGCUCAAGUUCUUCACGUUCGUGGUCAACCCGAGGACGCGGACGAUCCUCGAGUGGUCCUACCUGUCGCCUCCCAUCGAGAACCUUCUGCAGAGCCCUCGCAUCUCCCUCGCCUUCUUCUCCCAGCAGUCCAUGGGCACCAUCCUCGUCACCUUCGACCGCCCGACCAACUUGAAUCAGAUCCCCGACCCCUCCAAGCAGUUCGACUGCCUCGACGUCUUCGCCUCUGCCUUCGCCUCCUCCCUCGGCGACUCCCCCACCUGCACCUGGCUCAACGCCUCUGUCCUCCAGAUCAUCGUCGGCAGCAACCCGCUGGUAAACGCUUCCUCCACCGUCCUGCUCAGCAGCAAGUCCAACAUCACCUUCGAGAGCGAGCUGGAGGGCGUCCGCCUCGCCUCCCUCCCCGCCACCACAAAUGUCGGGCAGGUGGUGGGAGGAGUUCCGAUCACAGCCGUCAACGUCUCCCUCCCUGCCUCCCUCCCCCAGCCGGAGAUCUUGAUCCUUGGCCCGGACGUGCUCAGUUCAUGCGACUACAUUACCGCUGACGCCAGCCUGACGACGGGAGCAGCGUCGAGGGCGUUCAAGGAGGUCAGCUGGGCCCUGGACUACCAGCAGUCGUACCUCUCCUCAGGUCUUCUCGCCAGCACGGAGACUGUCUCGCAGUUUGUGAUCCGCCAGGUUUCCUUCCAGUCGCUCAUGCCCCUGGACCUCAACCUCGUCCGCCUCUUCUUCCGCGGCAACUCCUCCCUCCUCCCCAACACCACCAUCGUCAUCUCCGGCCUCCCCCCCUACAACUUCUCCCUCAACGUCUCCCUCACCAGCUGCUUCGACAACGACGGCAUCUGCGCAGCGAUCCCCCUCGCAGGCAACGGCUCCUACCUCUUCGCAGGCAGCUCCUCGGUCAACUCCUCGGCCCAGCCCUUCCUGCACCAUCGCAUCGCGAGCAACCGACUCGACACGCUGCUGCUGCGCCUUCAUCCUUCCCACAGGAUGCGACCGGAGGACGAGCACGUCAUCGAGUUCAACCUCACCAACCCAUCGCUUCCCUUCCCCUCCCAGUCCCUCAGCCUCGCCGUCACCUGCCCCAGCUGCGCAUGCAACGACGCCGUCUGCUCCUCCAAGAGGUCCUCCAACCAGCCCCCCGUCACCCUCCUCGCCAAGUGCGCGGACGAGCCCUGCUUGACUCCAGCUACCUACUCCCUGCUGGACCCCAGCAUCCUCCUCUCGGCCUCCGUCACUGAGACCGUCCGGGUCAACUCAGCCGUCAACUCGCUCGUCCUCUCCAUCACCGUCCCGCAGGCCAUCGCGGCGAGGUCUGCCUUCCUCCUCACGGGCCUUCCUUCCCAGCUCAGCGGCUUCCAGCUCCUCUGCGCGCAGGAGACGAGCGGCAGCUUCCUGCAGUCCUUUGGCUGCGCAGACAAGACGUCGCUGCUCUACGACUGGCUGCCCUCCUCCUCCUCCUUCACCUUCUAUGCCCGCAACGACUCGCUCAUCCCAGCUGGGACCAAGCUGAGCCUUGUCUUCAAGGUCAACAACGUCAUGAGCAUCAGCCGGCAGGCCUGCUCCCAGCUCCCCCCCAGCUCCUGCCCGUCGCUCUUCCAGCUCUCUCUCCGCGUCUCCUACAACCCAGCCACUGUGCUGCUCAAGCCGGCUUCUCCCGUAGCUGGGGACCCCUCGCGGGAGUCGGCGGGUUGGAUCUUUCUCGAGCUAAGCGUCAACGUGGACGUGCAGGAGGGAGCGACGCUUGAGGUGACGAACCUGCCGGGGAGGAAGGAGGAGAGGACGAUGUUCCUGCGGUACCAGAAGGCGGACGGGAGUCAGCAGACCUCCCAGACUUGCCUCCUCCCCCAGCUCACCGUCUCCUCGACCAGCAGCUGGAGGCUGCAGGCGGGUUGUGACAUCCAAGCUCACUCCAAGUUUGCGCUGCUACUGCGAGUCGGCGACCUGCUGGGCUCGAACUUCUCGUCCUCGACCUUCGUGACGGUGACGGUGGGAGCGGCCAGCUGCUCACUCUGCCUGCCCCUCUCGUGCUCCUGCAACAACGUGAACUACCAGGCCUGGCGCACCAGCCCCUUCAGCUUCCGGCAGUCCCUCCUGGAGCCCUCGAGCGACAACUUCCGCUUCACCUUCCUCUCCGUGCAGGAGAGCAACCGGGUUCCCUAUCAAGGCAACAAUCUCUCCUUCUCCUUCGCCCUCUCCGUCUCCUCCUUCCCUUCUGCCAACGUCACCAUCACCGGCUUGACAGGCCUCCGCCUCCCUCCUGGACCUGCUCGCCUCUUCUCCUCCUCGGGGGCUCUUCACCCCAACGUCUCUCAGGGCAGCAUCUUCUUCGACGAGCAGCUGGGCGUCCUCUCCUUCGCCGUCUCCUCCUCCAUCACCGCAGGCGUCAAGUUUGACUUCACGUGCUCCUUCAGCAACGGCAACCGACAGGCCAACACGACGAGCAGGCAGAGCAUCGUCCUCAACGCGCUCGUCAACACCUGCGACCCCGCGCAGCAGCAGCGCUGCUCCUACCUCGCCGACAGCCAGCAGGCAGCCCAACUCAUGACUGCAGCAGGAAAUUUCUCGCAGACGAUUCUGACAGGACAGGAUCCUCCGGCGAUGCUGGAGGGAUCGAUCCGCGAUUCUUCCCGAGCUGUCUCAGCUCUCAACGUGCUGCUCGUCCAGCUCUCCUUCAACUUCGCGCUCCCUCCCGCCACCAACCUGACGCUCUCGCGCCUCAACGGCAAGACCGUCGGAGGGUCUUCGAUCCUCGGCAUCACAGCCGUCAACGACUUCAACCUCCUCCUCCCCAACGCCUCCUGCUCCUCCGGCGCCACCUCCUCCUACGAGCAGCAGAUGCGCGUCUGGCAGCCUGACGUGUACCAGGAUGGGGGGAACUUGUUCGGCCGGCAGGUCAUGGGAGGAGGAGGAUCGCUCGUGUUCCCCAACGCCGUCGGCUCCUUGACCUACGACUCCAGCAGCGCCGUCUUGUUUCUCCAGACCGAUCCCACCAAGACCUUCCCUGCUCGCCGGCUCCUUCAGUUCGCCUUCACGCUGGUCAACCCUCCCUCCCUCCUUUCCUCCGCCCCCGUCCUCCUCUCCGUGAGCUGCCCGGCCAGCGGCGGUGGCGACCCCGUGCGACUGACGGACGCGGAGCUGGUGGGUCAGGUGUUGUCGCCCUCGCAGACGAGCUGCGGGUACCGAACGCUCGCGAUCAAGGAGGAGAGCAGCGUGCUGUCAGCCAACAACCUCAUCACCGUCUCCAUCGCCUCCUCCUGCCCCAUCCUCUCCUUCCCCUCCCUCUUCGCCUCCAUCACCAUCACAGGACUCACGGGCUACACCACUCCUACCGGCCUCCUCCCCCUCUCCGGCCCCAACGUCCAGCAGGCGUCCUGCAGAGGCUACGGCAACUGGAGCAGAGAGCUUGCUUCCCUCAUCUUGGUCUCCCCGUGGCUUCCGGGCGACUGUCCGACGGGCGUCGCGUGUCCCUUCGGAGCUCCGAUCAGCUUCUCCUUCUACCUCCGCAACCGAGACUCCGUCGCCGCGGGUCAGAGCUUCCCUCAGAUCUCGGCCCGCACGAGCGUCGGGAGCGCCAGCCUCCUCCUGCCCCUCACUGACUUCGGGGGCGUCUCGCUCGGGCGCGCGACAGGGCAGGCGCAGGUGACGGAGGCGCUGGUGAAUCAAAACUCAACGGUGAGGAGGAGGAGGAGGAGGAGGAGGAGGAGGGGCCGGGGGGACGGCAGGUGGCCUCAUCAUGGAACAAUCUUUCCUUCUCCUUCUCCUUUAACGUUGAGCUGUGUGGCUCGAGCCAUCAACUACAUCACCGUCGGCCUCACGUUCAACAUCGACAUCCCUGCCGGCUCCUCCAUGCUCCUCACCAGCUUCAGAAGUUUCUCAUCCCCCUCCUCCUCCUUCGCUCUCGUCGGACCCAGCGCCAGCCUCUUCUCCUCAAGCUCGACGGUCGCGGUGGUGGAUCAGACUGCCCUGCUCAACGUGCUGCUAGUGACGGCAACGACGAUCAAGGCCGGGCAGAACGUGGACUUCUCCUUCUACCUGCGGAACCCCGACUGCUCGGUCGCCUCCUUCUGUCGAGGAGCGAUCGUUCAGCUUCAGGUCACAGGAGAAGUCUCGAUCCCUCCGACCAGCAUGGACGGAGGUCUCGUCAUGAACGCGGGGGCGAAACUCUCGUGGGUCGUCAAGACUGUCCGCGAGACAACAUCGCUCGGCUCGGAGUGGAACUCGCUCAUCGUGCGUCUGGUCCCGUCGGCUCCUCUCUUCCAGGGCUCCAUCCUCUCCCUCUCGGGUCUCUUCCCCCCCGGCGUGACUCUCAUCCCCCCCAUGUGCUUCCAGUGCGACAAGUCGGCCGGCUGGACCCUCGGCAUGGGCUGCUCAUCCUUAUGUGCCGCCUGUGACAACCCAGCCUUCCCGCUCGACCCGGGCAGAUGCGCCGUCAUCGCCGACCUCCAGGGCAACCCGCACCCCUCCUUCGUCUCCUCCCUCGGCUUCUUCUCAGCUGACGGGACCCUCGUGAUGACCCUCAGCUCGGGUCACUCGAUCUCCGACGCCGACGGCCUUGAGUUCGCCAUCCGCCUCAAGAACAGCGCCGCUCCCCAGCUGCGAAGAGAGUGUAACGUCCUCACUUCCUCCAACUGCCUUCAAGUUCGCGCUUCCUCUGUCCGCCUCUGCGAACCCCUCGGCCCGCCCAGCACGGGCUGUACUGAGACGGACACCUUCGAAUCGACGGGCUCAGAUGCUGUGGACGCGCAGGGGCAGCAGCUCUACGACACGUGCGGCACCUGCCUGCGUCCUGCCGACCUCUACGAGGUCAACCUGGUGCUCUCUGCGAUCCACUCUCUGGUGCUGCAGGAGGUGCGCGCGUAUCCUCCCUCCCUCGCUCGCCUCCCCGUCUACCAGCAGGGCACCAUCAACACCGGGCAGUACCAACUCCAGCUGAAGGUGAGCAACUGGCUGGGAAUGACGAGCACAGGGGUCCUCAGGUUCGUCAAGGAGCAGGGGACGAACUGGCUCUACUUCUCGGGGGUCCCUCAGCCAACCAUCUUCAUCCAGGACUCCCGCGCGCUGCUGCUGGGCAGGGACCAGCAGCUCCAGCUGACGGCCAUGGCCAAGGCUGCCGACUGCCUCGCCUCCGCCUCCUCCGACGCCCUGAGGUACCAAUGGGGGCUCACGUGCGUGGAGGGCAUGUGCCUCCGGCGACCCCUCCCGCUCUCGAGCCUCGUGCUCUCCGACUCCACCCGCAUCCUCCAGGUGCUGCCCCUCAAGCUCGCCGCCGACUCCAAGUACAGCUUCAGCUGCGAGGCUCAGCAGAGCUCCAUCGCCCGGGACCCGAGGAGAGGCAACCCCUCGGCUACCGUCUCUCUCUCCAUCCCCAUCCGCCCGCUCCUCGUCUCCUUCUCCGGCAUCAGCUCAGGGGGUCCCAUGCCCGCCGCCUCCUCCAUCCUCCUCACCGCCAAGGUCACGGACCCUGAGGCGGACAUGACGGGCCUGAACAGCCCCGGAGGCUUCAGCUACUCGUGGGGUUGUGCUCAACGCGAGCUGACCGGCGACUGCUCCUCCUCCCUCCUCUGCGCCUCCCAGCAGAGCGUCGCCUGCGAGCAGGGGACCCUGGUGGUCAGCCAGCUGGGGUCGACGGUGACGAUCAGCUCGGGGCGGCUGAAGGCGGGGAAGGUGUACGAGGUGUCGCUCAACGUGACCCGCAAGCUCCUCAUGGUCUCCACCCUCAUCUACGACCCCAACAAGCCGACCGACUCUGUUCCCCCCCUCUGGUUCCAGCAGACCUCCACCAGCGACUGGUUCUACACCGUCAGCGCAUCCAGCCUGCCUGCCGUCUCCCUUCAGCUCUGCUCCAGCUUGUACCUCGGGAAGCCUCAGCUGUGCCAGGACGGGAAGACGAGCGACCUGAUGAUCAACGCGGACGACAAGCUCGUGCUGGACGCGACGGUGACGGCGAGCACGGCGAUCGUGAGCUAUGAGUGGUCGACCGAGAGCCUGGGGUCGAGGAAGAUGCUCGACCCGUCGCUGCUCCAGUCAAAGUCCUCCGUCAGUCGCGUCGUCCUCUCACCCAACAUUUUCGUGCCCGGCAAGACUGUCCUCCUCCGCCUCGACGCCAGGGACUCGCUCGGCCUCACUGGCUUCGCCCGCUUGCAGCUCACCGUCCGCCUCCCUCCCUCCGGCGGCGACUUCGUCGUCAGCCCCUCAGCUGGGGUCUCGCUGACCACGAGCUUCUCGCUGGCCGCGGAGGGGUGGGGAGCGAACCCAGAGGAUCUGCCGCUGGACCGCGGCUCUCUCUCAGUAGUCAACACCAGCCUGCCGCUGCUCGAUGGGCAGCAGACGCCUGCCAAGCUCUCGCGGCUCGUCUCCAUCUCGUCGCCCUCCUUCGCUGCCACGUCGCUCGCGUCCAUGAUCGACCUCGCCCUCACCUCCCGCGUCCAGCGUCUCUUCCGCAUUGCUGACGUCCAGGCCGUUCAGGUGGAGCUCGCGAAUCUGGCCAUGUUCAUGAACCGCGUGCCUCCCUGCCUCACCUCCCCGUCCUCCAACUGCUCGGGGAGCCUGGAUGAGCGGCGGGGGUACCGAGGGAAGCUGCUGCUGGCGCUCAAGCAGGCGAACCUGUCGCUCAUCCCAACCCCCGAGACCCUUCAGACGCAGGCGACGGUGGUAGCACAGAUCCUGGAAAAGCCGGAGGAGCUCGACUUGGAGCUCACCAGCUUCGCCUCCAGCAUCGUCUCCAGCUGCAUCCAUUCCUACCGCUACAACCUCGGUGACGUGGCAGUGGACAUGCAGGAGGCUGCCAAGAUGCUGACGGCAGCGACGACCAACUUGCUCCAUGCCCUCCAUGUCGUGACGAGGCAGAGCAGGAGGAGGCUCCUCUUACCGUCCUCCUCCUCUGCGCAGGAGGAUCACCUGCGAGCGCUGACCGUCACGCAAUCUCUGCAGUUGAGCGUCUUGAGGAACGUGGCAGCGAUCUCGUCGCUCUCCGUCUCUCAGUCGGACGUGAACUCGCUUCCUGUGGUGCUUCAGACCCCUCGCCUCACCAUCAACACUUCCCGCGUCCCCUCCUCCUACCUCGACGGCAACGGCUGGCUCGCGCAGGUGCAGGGCUCGACCGCUGUCACCGCCAACAUCCCCAACACCUUCACCGAGCUCUUCAAGCGCAAGUACGACAGCUACGAGAUCAUGCUCGCUGUAUGGAACGACUCGUUCACCGACGAGCUCGCGCUGCCUUCCAGGAAGGGUCCCUUCCUCGCCCUCGACGUCCGCCCCUUCGGAUCUGCGGACACCAUCGCGCUCCUCCCCGACCUCCCCAAGGAGCCGAUCAAGAUUCAAGCUCCCGUCCUCCAGCCCAUAGACUCCUCCGUCUCCUCCACCACCGGCACCAGCUUCUCGGCCUUCGGGGCUGCGCUAGACACAAGCAGCUGGAGUUGGAGCACGUCCAACAUCAAGCUAGUCAACGUGCUGUUUGACGUGGCUGUCUUCUCAGUGAUCUCUUUCAACUUCUUCUCUCUCAUCCAGGAACCCGCCGACUCCGCAGCGAGCCGGCCACACGGAGCGAUGAUCUAA